Amaranthus tricolor (Joseph's coat) is the source of this 1238-nucleotide messenger RNA. RefSeq lists its product as uncharacterized. The transcript is spliced from 2 exons. Bases 275 to 1039 code for a protein of 254 amino acids. NCBI's taxonomy places the organism in Eukaryota, Viridiplantae, Streptophyta, Magnoliopsida, Caryophyllales, Amaranthaceae. The record is from RefSeq and is a predicted model, not a curated record. Gene Ontology annotation, cellular component: chloroplast.
GAUAAUAUAAGUAGGCAUUAAGAAUACACUAAGUAGGCAUUGGUCUUUAAUGGACUGGACUUGAGGUACGUGUCUCAAGACUAGCCGUUAUAAAAAUAAGAAUAUGACACAUAGUGAUUUUUAGCCCAGCCCAAAGCAAAAAAGCUAUAAUCAAUUUAGACCCCACAGGCAGAUAAUAAUUAUUGUUAUACAAAAAAAAUAUUUGAUGCGAAACAGAUAAACAAAGUUGAGUGAAAGGUGGGAAAUACUCUACCACAUCCUCAUUCAAACAAAAAUGGUUGCAGUAAAGUUUAUCCAAACAUCAUUCAACACUACCAGGAACUUCCAUCAUUCAAAUCUCCAUACAAUAACCUUAAAGAAGCUCUACACUUAUCCACUAUGCCGGUCCAUGUCCAACGAAUCGAAUUCCCAAAGUUCCCAGCCGGAGGGAGACCCGAAAAAACAAGAACUACUUGCCAGAAUAGCAAUGCUUCAAGCUCAAAAGCUCCGACUCACCGACUACUUGGAUGAGCGAUCAGCGUAUUUGACGCAGUUCGCUGAGGAAGCCAGCGCUGAAAUAGACGCUAUUGGUGAAAAUGCGUUGAAGGAUCUUGAUGAAGCCAGUGCUCGGAUUAUGGAGAAUAUCGAAAGCAAAAUGCAAGAGUUUGAGGAAUCGUCAGAGAUGAACAAAGAGGAGAUUGCACAGCGAGAUAAGGAGUUGGCGGAUUUUGAAGGUGAAAUUCAGAAAGGUCGAAAUGAAGGAUUGUUCUUUCAGAGCCUGCAAGAUAAAAAACCGAUUGAAAAAGCUAAGGCUAUGGAGGAAACAAACAAGAUUACUGCUGUUAUUAAAGAUACAGCUGCGUCAAAGACAAGGAGAAAUAUAUACCUUGUAUUGAUUGGCCUUGUGGCUAUUGGUAUUGCUGAUUCGUAUAUUGCUUCGUCUCCAGACUGGCGAAAAAUUGCUGUCCUCAGUGCAGUAUUUGUAGGACUGCUCAGCCAAUUCAUCUACGAGCAGAAUUUUUUGAAUGAAAGCGAGAAGAAAGAAAAUGAGAAAAGAUGAAUGUCAUCUAUAUAACAUGAUACAUGAUGCAAACAGUUCUCAUCCUCAGAUUUGAAAGCGCAUGCUAAGCUUGUAGUUCUAUACCACGAAAACAUUUCGUACCAAGCAUAACUUUUGUUCUUGAUGUACAGAGUGUACAGAUAUAUAUCAAUUGCUUUUGGAUGUACAAAAAUGUGAGAUAUAUAUAUAUAUAUAUAUA